AUGGCUCCCGAAAUACAGUGGCGGACAUCCACCUCGAAAACUUGCGAGGUCAGGUCCGGUGAUCCCAGCGGCGACGACGCUUCUGCGAUUCUUGAAGCGUUCGAGAAAUGCAAAGAAGAUGGUCAUAUUCUGUUUACGAAUACUACCUACUACGUCGGCCGGGCUAUGAAAACAACUGGCCUAAAAGAUGUUGACAUUGAGCUCCAAGGGACCAUGGAGUGGUCGAAAGACAUCGACUACUGGCUGAACAACUCAAUUCCAAUUGGUUUCCAAAACCAAUCUGCAGCUUGGCUCCUCGGCGGCGACAAUAUUCGCUUCUACGGACACGGGUAUGGUACUCUCUUUGGUAACGGAGACGUGUGGUACGUUUUCAAUAAUGGAACAAGCAACUUGCAAGGCCGACCACAUGCAAUAUCUAUAUACAACACAACGAAUUCUCUUGUGGAGGGGUUACGUUUCAUUCAAUCUCAGAUGUGGACAUCUACGGUUAUGCGCAGCGAGCGGGUGGAGCUCAGCAAUAUCUACGUGAAUAACAGCUGCAUCACUCAGUUCGACCGCUGUAAUGUAAACACGGAUGGCGUUGAUACCAUCUACGCGAACUACAUCACCUUCCUCCGAUGGAGCGUUGAAUCUGGCGAUGACAGCAUCUCGAUGAAGCAGAACAGUUCGAACAUUUACAUGGCGAACAACACUUUUCACAGAGGCCUUGCAUAUGCAAUGGGAAGCAUUGGACAGUACGAGAACCAAGUGAACUUUAUCGAGAACAUCACCGCAAUCGACACAGUUUUCAUUGAUACCGCAUACGCUGGGCGAAUCAAGAGUUGGACAGGGCGAAACACUGGAGUGCCACCUAAUGGUGGUGGUGGCGGUCUGGGAUGGGCCCGUAACAUCUCAUUCACCAACUUUACCCUUCAGAACGUGGACACUCCCUGGUACAUAACUCAAUGCACCAGUUACAAUGGUGUCAAAGGUGGAUGCGACACAAGUUUAUUCCAUAUCGACAACAUGCACUGGGGGAACACCACGGGCACCACAAAGAAUAAUCUGGUCCUGAGCCUACAAUGCAGUGGCGCAGCACCGUGCACUAACAUCAACAUUUUCGACAACGACCUCACGGUUCACAAGAAUGGGACAACGCCAACAGAGUUCCUUUGCAGUAACGUGGACGAUCCUAAGGGCUUCAAAUGUACGGGGAAAGCGCCAAAUACGUCGGGAUGACUAGCGAAAGGUAAACGAAUGUGCUCUCCCAAAUUUGUAUAUGGAACAGUCCCUUACCAAUACAAAACUUUAAAGUAAUCCGUGUUCACUAAAAAAAGAGUGCUUCGCCGCUCCGCGAUAUCUCCCUACCGCUGGACACGCUGACGGUAAGGCAACCCAA
Molecule: messenger RNA, 1378 nt
Organism: Paraphaeosphaeria sporulosa
Lineage: Eukaryota; Fungi; Ascomycota; Dothideomycetes; Pleosporales; Didymosphaeriaceae
Product: exo-polygalacturonase
Exons: 5
Coding region: 1-1218 (405 amino acids)
Biological process (GO): carbohydrate metabolic process
Molecular function (GO): polygalacturonase activity
Source: RefSeq, a predicted model, not a curated record